AUGAUGUCCGAGUCUCUGCGCGAUCCCGUGGGUCAAACGCCAACCAUCCGCCGGUCUUUCACUCUCCCAACGAAGUUAAACCCACUGUCGCAACGUGGUUCGGCGCCGCCAACAAAACUAUCGGAAAACGUCAUCUUCUAUCAUCCCUCCGCGAAGAUCGUUCAUUUUGCGCCCAGAGCCCUCGCCCCGAUUCCCUCCAGUUCCGCCCCCUCCGAUUUCGACUACCCCGUUGAUACUAUUGAAUCACUGCCAUGGCGCUCGGCGACUGAACGAACGGUCGCAACAGCACCGCUUCGCCUCGAACGCGUUCAUGGCUUGACCGCGUUCUUGAAGUGUGGGAAUGUCGUGCACGCGAUCUUGAAGAACUCCCAGUGUUGGUGUGUCGACGGCGUGUCCAAGUUCGUGUUGCGCAUUCGCCCUCUCACCUACUAUCGCAUCGAAAUACCACACGAGACAGAAGAGGAUAAGGGGUUAGUUGGGGAUUUGAAAAUCGCGCUACCAACCGUUCUUCGGUAUGAAGUAACGCCCUGUCCUUUCAAGCGCGCUUUCACCGUGGAACUACCCGAGGAUGCGAUGGCACCGCGGCGCAAAAGGGCCUGGCGACCAAAAGAACGAAAUGAUAUCCCCCAGAAAAGUAACAGCUCGACAUCGGAUGCUGUUCCGAUCACUGACCAGCCGCCGUCACCCCUCGACAGCAUCGAAUUUCCGUCCCCACCGAAGCCUCUAAGACGAUCGGCUACCGAAACUCCCCAGACGUUCACCACCCUUCUCGCCAAAUUCGACGCUGCUCCGGUUCUCGAGGAAUGUGAAACUUCGGAAGCCACGCCCAUGGGACACGAGAAGGCAGACACCGUGGGUCAGACUGGGCCUACUUCCAUCCCAGAGGUUAAGGUUGAGCUCGCUCCUCAGCCCGCCAUCGAUUCUCAGCUUAACACAGGUGCGGCUAAACAAGCAUUCAUUUCUGCGCCUGAAACACAAAGUGUGGCAGAAUCUAUUGCACAGUUGGAACUCACUGCAAGCACUGCCACUACUGAGCUGCCGCAUAGCGCCGUACCAGAACCUCAGGCAACGCCUACGGCUGCCUCGGAACCCGAGGCCAAAGAGGAGCCUGAGGUCAAGAAGGAGGCCGGAAUUCAGACAACAGCCAAAGAUGAGCCCGAACUAGAAGUAAAUCACACCGAGGUAUCGGCUCCUGCGCUGGAGCAACCCGAAGCUCUUAGUGCCGACCCAAAGCACGAUGAAGCCCCUACGACCGUUGCAGCACCCACUCUGCUUGAGAGGGAGACUCCUAAAAUGUCGCCUGUCGCCCUUGGCUUCGAUGGGAAGCAGAGCAUAUCCAAAUCGCCUUUAGAACCUGAUACUGCGCAUACGUCUAUGACUGCUCCUAUAAUGACGCCUGGAGAAACAACCGAAAAAGAGCCCAUGCAGGUUCUUGGAACGGAAAUUGUACCAGAACACGACACUACGCCCGCGUGUGUACCUAGGACUGUUGCAAAUGCUGAGCCAAUAUCCAUACCCAUUUUCGAACAAGAGCCAGAAAUAGACACCGACCCCGAUCAUGACAGCUCAUUCUCAUCAACACCGGAGUCUUUCCAUUCAGCAGACCCAGAGUCACCAUCUGAUUCUGUUUCAACGCAUACGCCCUCGAUGGACAUGCAAUUGCCGGAAAUUCAUCAUCGCAAGCAGGAAAAUGACACCCUCACACAUCACAAGGGGACGCUGUCCAAUCCAGUCACACAUGGCUUUGCACCACAGGUCGAUGGCUCUUCAAGCAGAAAUUCCCCUCCUGCCGCCGAUACUCUCGUUCUGAAGCCGGGUCCCCUGGCUACAAUAUCUUCUCCACGUAACGACCCGCCGAAAUCUUCUCUGGCCGUUCCCUCCACCACAAAAUCCGCGUCUGCAUUCGCUUUAAAGGCGUCACCCCCCACCGACUUCAAUCACAUGAGCAACGAGUUCCGUCGUCGAGCAAAGGCAACCCGAGAGCGUGAUGUCUCCCCGAUGCCCCCCUCGUCCGCCCUCUACCAGCCAAAGGCAGGAGACGAGGCUUCAUCUUUCAUUUCAAAAGCCUUGACCCUUGUGCUGGUACCUCCUGUCGCUCUUUUCAUCGUCCUACUGCACGUGGCUGCACGAAUUGUGAUUAAUCCCGCUCUGAACGCGACUCUAGGCGAAUCCAGACGAGGAUCAACAUCAUCCGGUAAACAUACCGUCACCGAGGAUGAUUUCAGCUUUCCACUUGAUCGUGAAUCCUCUUCUGAAUACGAGGACGCGCGAAUCAACAGGAAGCUGGAUCCUUGGGAUCUGGACUAG
Messenger RNA from Penicillium manginii, 2307 nucleotides. RefSeq lists its product as uncharacterized. Gene Ontology annotation, biological process: peroxisome inheritance. The coding region runs from base 1 to 2307 and encodes 768 amino acids. The transcript has 2 exons. NCBI's taxonomy places the organism in Eukaryota, Fungi, Ascomycota, Eurotiomycetes, Eurotiales, Aspergillaceae. The record is from RefSeq and is a predicted model, not a curated record. Gene Ontology annotation, cellular component: extrinsic component of intraperoxisomal membrane.